AUGAAUCCAAUUACUCGCAAGCCGGGGAUUGAAAUCCUGAGUUUUAUCUUCUACUUCUUCGCCAUAUCGGACGACCCCAAACGAAUGUAUGAGCCCUGGCUCGACUGCUUCACUGAAGAUGCCGAAGUCACCAUGGGCAAGAAGGUUGCGAGAGGCCGGGAAGAGCUACGGGAGCUGAGACGCGGCAUGUGGAAGGAUGUAAGGUCAAGAAAGCACCACGAUUUCAGCAACUUCUACGCCGCUGCUUCUGAUGCAUUUACAAAGUUCAAAAGGGAACAAGGAGAGGACGAGGUUGAGGUCAUGUUCAGCGGAAAGGUUACUUUGGAGGUGGUCUCUGGCGAAGGGCCUGAAACCGAGCAAAAGGUGGUGGAUUGGGCGGCGCAGGGCACGUUGGUUCGACAAGACUGGGAAAGCGAGUCUGGAGGAGCCGAGAAGUGGAAGUGGGCGAGGUAUAGAGUUUGGCUGCAGAGUUGA
Molecule: messenger RNA, 474 nt
Organism: Podospora anserina S mat+
Lineage: Eukaryota; Fungi; Ascomycota; Sordariomycetes; Sordariales; Podosporaceae
Exons: 2
Coding region: 1-474 (157 amino acids)
Source: RefSeq, a predicted model, not a curated record